CAGCCACUGCACCGGAGCGGGCCAGAAGUUGGGGCUCCUGCGAGCCAGCCGGGCGCAAAACUCCGACUCGAGCCGCCCCAGCGCCUCUCCAGGACUAGGCGCCCGCCGUUGCUCCCUCGCCGCUGGGUACGCGUCCACACAGGCUCCCUGCUGGGCAAGAACAGGUCCACCAUGGGAUUGGCCUGGGCUCUCGGAGUCCUGCUCCUGCUGCAUGUGUGUGGCACCAACCGCAUUCCAGAGUCCGGGGGAGACAACAGCGUGUUUGACAUUUUCGAGCUCAUUGGGGCUGCCCGCAGAGGCUCUGGUCGCCGACUAGUGAAGGGCCUGGACACUUCCAGCCCAGCAUUUCGCAUUGAGGAUGCCAACCUGAUCCCCCCUGUGCCUGAUGACAAGUUCCAAGACCUAGUGGAUGCUGUGCGUGCAGAGAAAGGUUUCCUCUUCCUGGCUUCCCUGAGGCAGAUGAAGAAGACCCGAGGCACACUGCUGGCCCUGGAGCGGAAAGACCACUCCGGCCAGGUCUUCAGCGUGGUCUCCAAUGGCAAGGCGGCCACCCUGGACCUGAGUCUGACCGUGCAGGGGAAGCAGCAUGUGGUGUCGGUGGAAGAAGCUCUCUUGGCCACCGGCCAGUGGAAGAGCAUCACGCUGUUCGUGCAGGAAGACAGGGCCCAGCUGUACAUCGACUGUGAGAAGAUGGAGAAUGCUGAGCUGGAUGUCCCUAUCCAAAGCAUCUUCACCAGGGACCUGGCCAACAUCGCCAGACUCCGCAUCGCAAAAGGAGACGUCAAUGACAAUUUCCAGGGGGUGCUGCAGAAUGUGAGGUUUGUCUUUGGAACCACACCAGAAGACAUACUCAGGAACAAAGGCUGCUCCAGCUCUACCAAUGUCCUUCUCACCCUCGACAACAACGUGGUGAACGGUUCCAGCCCUGCCAUCCGCACCAACUACAUCGGCCACAAGACAAAGGAUCUGCAAGCCAUCUGUGGCAUCUCCUGUGAUGAGCUGUCCAACAUGGUGCUGGAACUCAGGGGCCUGCGCACCAUCGUGACCACACUGCAGGACAGCAUCCGCAAAGUGACUGAAGAGAACAAAGAGCUGGCCAAUGAGCUGAGGAGGCCUCCCCUCUGCUAUCACAACGGCGUUCAGUACAGGAAUAACGAAGAAUGGACUGUUGAUAGCUGCACUGAGUGUCGCUGUCAGAACUCAGUCACCAUCUGCAAAAAGGUAUCCUGCCCCAUUAUGCCCUGCUCCAAUGCCACAGUUCCUGAUGGAGAAUGCUGCCCACGUUGUUGGCCUAGCGACUCUGCAGAUGAUGGCUGGUCUCCGUGGUCUGAGUGGACCUCCUGUUCUGUGACAUGUGGGAAUGGAAUUCAGCAGCGUGGCCGCUCCUGCGAUAGCCUCAACAACCGAUGUGAGGGCUCCUCGGUGCAGACGCGGACCUGCCACAUUCAGGAGUGUGACAAGAGAUUUAAACAGGAUGGCGGCUGGAGCCACUGGUCCCCGUGGUCAUCUUGUUCUGUGACCUGUGGUGAUGGCGUGAUCACCAGGAUCCGGCUCUGCAACUCUCCCAGCCCCCAGAUGAAUGGGAAACCAUGUGAAGGCGAAGCUCGAGAGACCAAGGCCUGCAAGAAAGAUGCCUGCCCCAUCAAUGGAGGCUGGGGUCCCUGGUCACUGUGGGACAUCUGUUCUGUCACCUGCGGAGGAGGGGUGCAGAAACGUAGCCGACUCUGCAACAACCCCACACCCCAGUUUGGGGGCAAGGACUGCAUCGGCGAUAUGUCAGAAAACCAGAUCUGCAACAAGCAAGACUGUCCAAUCGAUGGAUGCCUGUCCAAUCCCUGCUUCGCCGGUGCCAAGUGUACUAGCUACCCUGAUGGCAGCUGGAAGUGCGGUGCCUGUCCCCCUGGAUACAGUGGAAAUGGCAUCCAAUGCAGAGAUGUUGAUGAGUGCAAAGAAGUGCCCGAUGCCUGCUUCAACCACAAUGGAGAGCACAGGUGUAAGAACACAGACCCCGGCUACAACUGCCUGCCCUGCCCACCACGUUUCACGGGCUCACAGCCCUUCGGCAGGGGCGUCGAACAUGCCACAGCCAACAAACAGGUGUGCAAACCCCGCAACCCUUGCACAGAUGGGACCCACGACUGCAAUAAGAACGCCAAGUGCAACUACCUGGGCCACUACAGUGACCCCAUGUACCGCUGCGAGUGCAAGCCUGGCUACGCUGGCAAUGGCAUCAUCUGCGGGGAGGACACGGACCUUGAUGGCUGGCCCAAUGAGAACCUAGUUUGUGUGGCCAAUGCAACCUACCACUGCAAAAAGGAUAAUUGCCCCAACCUUCCCAACUCGGGGCAGGAAGACUAUGACAAGGAUGGAAUCGGCGAUGCCUGUGACGACGAUGAUGACAAUGAUAAAAUUCCAGACGAUCGGGACAACUGUCCAUUCCAUUACAACCCAGCCCAGUACGACUAUGACAGAGAUGACGUGGGAGACCGCUGUGACAACUGCCCCUACAACCACAACCCAGACCAGGCGGACACAGACAACAAUGGGGAAGGAGACGCCUGUGCUGCAGACAUUGACGGAGACGGUAUCCUCAACGAACGAGACAACUGCCAGUAUGUCUACAACGUGGACCAGAGGGACACCGAUAUGGAUGGGGUUGGAGAUCAGUGUGACAACUGCCCCCUGGAACACAAUCCAGAUCAGCUGGACUCUGAUUCGGACCGCAUUGGAGACACUUGUGACAACAAUCAGGAUAUUGAUGAAGAUGGCCACCAGAACAAUCUCGACAACUGUCCCUAUGUGCCCAAUGCCAACCAGGCUGACCAUGACAAAGACGGCAAGGGAGAUGCCUGUGACCAUGAUGAUGACAAUCCUGAUGACAGGGAUAACUGCAGACUCGUGCCCAAUCCUGACCAGAAGGAUUCUGAUGGUGAUGGUCGAGGUGAUGCUUGCAAAGAUGAUUUUGACCAUGACAGUGUGCCAGACAUUGAUGACAUCUGUCCUGAGAAUGUCGAUAUCAGUGAGACUGACUUCCGCCGGUUCCAAAUGAUUCCUCUAGAUCCCAAAGGGACAUCCCAAAAUGACCCUAACUGGGUUGUACGCCAUCAGGGUAAAGAACUCGUCCAGACUGUCAACUGUGAUCCUGGACUUGCAGUAGGUUAUGAUGAGUUUAAUGCUGUGGACUUCAGUGGCACCUUCUUCAUCAACACUGAAAGAGACGAUGACUAUGCCGGGUUUGUGUUUGGCUACCAAUCCAGCAGCCGCUUCUACGUUGUGAUGUGGAAGCAAGUCACCCAGUCCUACUGGGACACCAACCCCACAAGGGCUCAGGGAUACUCAGGACUUUCUGUGAAAGUUGUGAACUCCACCACAGGGCCGGGCGAGCAUCUGCGGAAUGCCCUGUGGCACACAGGAAACACCCCAGGCCAGGUGCGCACCUUGUGGCAUGAUCCCCGUCACAUAGGCUGGAAAGAUUUCACUGCCUACAGAUGGCGUCUCAGCCACAGGCCAAAGACAGGCUUCAUUAGAGUGGUGAUGUAUGAAGGGAAGAAAAUCAUGGCUGACUCAGGACCCAUCUAUGACAAAACCUAUGCUGGUGGUAGGCUAGGACUGUUUGUCUUCUCUCAAGAAAUGGUGUUCUUCUCUGACCUGAAAUACGAAUGUAGAGAUUCCUAAUCAUUAAACUAGUGAUCAAAAGACUGACCAUAGCCAAUGAUGGUAUUGCACCUUCUGGAAUCACGAGCUUGAGAAAACCCCAGGAUCACUUCUCCUUGCCUCCCUUUUUUCUCUGCUUACAUCAACAUGGACGCCCAGAACAUGGGACCAGCCUCAGGAAAAUGCAGUUUUUAAAAAAGAGACUUAGCACUCGGCCUCCAAUGAAUCAGAAGACAUUUUCCAAAAAUAUAAACAAUUGCUUUGGUUUGCUUUUCAAAAAACAAAAGCAUCUACUUGCUUCCAUGGGAGAGGUACCCAUUCCUCUCUGCUCCGUCACAGAGCAGGGUGCUGUCGUGAGACCAUCUCUGAGCAGUGGACUCAGAAGCAUUUCAGGCAAGUCAGAGAAGGGAGAACUCACUAGAAUUAGCAAACAAAACCGCCCCUGACAUACUCCCUCUGGAGGGGGAGCAGGGGCUGAGGCACUAAGGGGAGGGUGCACACUCAAGGACGACUGUAUGAAGAAAAUAUGGAGGAACUGUUACAUGUUCGGUACUCAAAUCAUUUUCAGGGGAUCGAAAGACUAUUGCUGGUUUUCAUGAUGCUGACCACGAUGUUAGCUGAUUAACCCACAGAAAUAGGCACUUAAGUAGAAGCAGGGACAGGAAGGAAAGACUGGCUUCUGGACUUCCUCCCUGAUCCCUGCCCCUUAUAUUUCACCUAUAGUGACCAGAACAGGGAGUCGGAAUUAAACCAGUGUAAGCCAGUGCCAGUGCCAUUACCUGAUCACAUUGAAAUUGUUGGUUUCAUUCCAGACGUAGCUUGCGCAGAUGUAGCAGGAAAAUAGGACGACCUACCAUCUCAAUGAGCACCAGCUGCCUCCCAAGGGAGGGGCGGCAGUCAUGCUUAUAUUUCUAUGGUUAAAAAGGCACAAAAUUACUAUCAACCUAACUAAAACAUUCCUUUUUCUCUUAUUCUUCUCCCUUUUUCUCUUGUUCUUUUUCCUGGAUUAUCAUGGAAUUUUCCAAUUCUCUUUUUUUGGACUUUAGAUCAUUCUUUUUUCCUUUGUUAUAAAUGCUUUACAAUGUAAAAUAUUUAUUUUGUACCUAUUCGGGAGGAUCUGUCUGAAGGAUUAUUCAUGGAACAGGAAGAAGCGUAAGGACUAUCCAUAUCAUCUUCUUUAAGUCUUUAUGACUGUAAGAUUGUAAAUACAGAUUAUUUAUUAACUCUGUUCUACCUGGAAUUUAGGUUUUUACAUGGAAAGUGUUUGAAAGCAGGUAGUUGAGAUUAAUCAAUUUUUUUUUCUUUUUUGAGAUGAGAAUGAAAGUCAUUCCUUGGAAAUGGCACUAAGAAAAUCGGCAAAACAAGCUGCUUUUUGAAUUGUGCUUAGAGUGAAUAAUUUUGGGUUUUUUUUCAUGUCUUUUUGUCUUUGAAGCAGAAUUAGUGGGUUGUCCAUUUGCAAGUGUCUUAGGUUACAAAGAAAGCCAUAAAAGUCUUCAUUACUGUCUUACCCCUUCCCUUGUGCCUGUUUCCAGGGAAAAGAAAAGCAUAUACAUUUUUGUUUUUCAUUUUUCCAAAAGAGAAAAAAAAAUGACAAAGGUGAAACUUAUAUACAAACAUUACCUCAUUUGUUGUGUGACUGAGUAAAGAAUUUUUGGAUCAAGCCGAAAGAGUUUAAGUGUCUAACAAACUUAAAGCUACUGUAGUACCAAAAAGAAAAAAAAGAAAAAAAAAAGUUAAUGUUGUACAUAGUAUAAAAAUUCUUUGCAGAAAAUUAUUCCCAAUAAGGAAAUAGCAUUUAAAUGUUAAAUACAUUUUCUGAAAGUGAUGUUUUUUUCUGUCAUCUUGUAUACCAUUGCUUUAUUUUUAUAAAUUAUUUUCUCAUUGCCAUUGGAAUAGAUAUCUCAGAUGUGUAGAUAUGCUAUUUAAAUAAUUUAUCAGGAAAUACUGCCUGUAGAGUUAGUAUUUCUAUUUUUAUAUAAUGUUUGCACACUGAAUUGAAGAAUUGUUGGUUUUUCUCUUUUUUUGUUUUUGUUUUGAUUUGUUUUUCGCUUUUUACCCUGUUUUUACUAUUUGCCAAUACCUUUUUCUAGGAAUGUGCUUUUUUUAUACACAUUUUUAUCCAUUUUACAUUCUAAAGCAGUGUAAUUUGUAUAUUACUGUUUCUUAUGUACAAGGAACAAUAAUAAAUCAUAAGGAAAUUUA
Molecule: messenger RNA, 5856 nt
Organism: Tupaia belangeri chinensis (Chinese tree shrew)
Lineage: Eukaryota; Metazoa; Chordata; Mammalia; Scandentia; Tupaiidae
Gene: THBS1
Product: thrombospondin 1
Biological process (GO): cell adhesion; negative regulation of angiogenesis
Cellular component (GO): extracellular region
Molecular function (GO): protein binding; calcium ion binding
Source: RefSeq, a predicted model, not a curated record